Molecule: messenger RNA, 1775 nt
Organism: Epinephelus moara (kelp grouper)
Lineage: Eukaryota; Metazoa; Chordata; Actinopteri; Perciformes; Serranidae
Gene: ube2na
Product: ubiquitin-conjugating enzyme E2Na
Exons: 4
Coding region: 102-566 (154 amino acids)
Biological process (GO): protein K63-linked ubiquitination; DNA damage tolerance
Cellular component (GO): nucleus
Molecular function (GO): ubiquitin conjugating enzyme activity
Source: RefSeq, a predicted model, not a curated record
GCCAUGACGCAGAGAACCCGGAAGACGUGUGUUUGCUGUCAAUGCCAACGACAGAGAGGAGAUACUGAGAGCUAAAAUAAAAACCCCGCAUUUAAGACAAGAUGGCAGGACUGCCCCGCAGGAUCCUUAAGGAAACUCAGCGUUUGCUUGCAGAGCCUGUCCCAGGCAUCAAGGCAGAGCCAGACGAAGGAAACGCCCGCUACUUCCAUGUGGUCAUUGCCGGACCUCAGGAUUCACCUUUUGAGGGCGGCACGUUUAGACUUGAGCUGUUUUUACCAGAAGAAUAUCCCAUGGCAGCCCCUAAAGUACGCUUCAUGACCAAAAUAUAUCAUCCCAAUGUAGACAAGCUGGGAAGAAUAUGUCUAGACAUUUUGAAAGAUAAAUGGUCGCCAGCUCUGCAGAUCCGCACAGUGCUGCUAUCAAUCCAGGCGUUACUAAGCGCACCCAACCCUGAUGAUCCCCUAGCAAAUGAUGUUGCCGAGAAGUGGAAGACCAGUGAAGCUGAAGCCAUAGAAACAGCCAAGACAUGGACCAGGCUUUAUGCUGGAAACAAGAAUGAAGUGUAGAGCAGCCCAACAAGUGAAGAUACAAGUAAAAAUCAACUCCUCAUGUUCUGCCAAGACCUCUUCCUACAUCAUUUGCAUUUAAAGGACACAGUCUUAAAUAUAUAUACAUAUAUAUUAUAAAAUAAACAUGAAUAUAUUGUAAAGGAAAAAAAAAACAACUGCUGACAAUUGGUGAUUUAAAUGCACACUAGUAACGAAAUGAAUUGUCUUUGUCCUAACUCACUACUGUUCAAAUGCAUGGGCAGAGGUUUUAGAUCUACUCACCUGGCUUUCUUUGUCCAUGAUUUUGGGAAGCUUUUGCCAACUGCUGCUUUAACGAGCACAUUUCGGGAGGGGUGGGGGGGUUGGGGGGUCUUAUGUCCCACAUUUUUUGGGGGGGGGGGUGUUGGAGGUCCUGGAGGUUCUGGAGCAGUGAAAUGGGUAGGGAGGAGAGAAAGGCUAGAUGUGGUCAAUAUAGUAUACUUUUUACAUUUCUUUUAACUUUGUUUUCUCGUGUCGCUGUUUGUUUAUUAAAAGCAGCUAACUACUACUAGCCCACUGUAUGUAGACACUCACCUGGAGGUCACUCGUGCUGUGUAGAUGGCCCAGAGGGAUGCAUAAACUAGCCCUGCUUCUUCAUCAAGUCACAUCUGGCUGCAUUGAAUACAAAAUAAAAAGACUGAAAACCAAACUGAGCCUGCCAUUGUCACAUUAACGUUUUCAACCGCUCUCAGUGUAAAACGUAGGCUUGUGGAUGCCGUUGGAGAGUGUUGAGUGUAGGGUGGACAUUGUGGACCUUUAGUUUUAGCAUGUAUGUUUUAUUACCAUAUCCAGUCUUUUCUAUGUGAAUCUUUCUCGCUCUUACUAACUACUAUGCGUUUUCUCCGUACGCCCUCACAGUCUAACGCUAGCAGACUCAGUGGUUUACUUCUUCCAAUGGCAUUUAUUUCACAAAGCAGUGGUUACAUUUGAGUUGUCAGUUGUUUGAUGGUGAGAGUUGUGGCGACUGGCGGAGGUGAGCGGGAUUAAAAUUUGAAAAGAUGGACGAAGGCUUUGACUCUCAGCUCUUGUGAUUGGUAUUUUGCUGAAAAGUGUGUAUUCAAUUCACUGUUUGUAAAUUCAUUCUUUCUAUUAAUCUGGGGAGGAAGUUUUUUCCUGCUCUCAGAAUGCUAUGAAACAGUCCACCUGCAUACUUCUAUGUUCUGUAAAUAAAAUCUGUUGAUUAAUAAA